Hemicordylus capensis (graceful crag lizard) is the source of this 1718-nucleotide messenger RNA. RefSeq names its product leucine rich repeat containing 69 (gene LRRC69). Lineage: Eukaryota; Metazoa; Chordata; Lepidosauria; Squamata; Cordylidae. The transcript has 9 exons. Gene Ontology annotation, molecular function: protein binding. Bases 290 to 1435 code for a protein of 381 amino acids. The record is from RefSeq and is a predicted model, not a curated record.
CGAUGAAGAUAAAGUUGUUGCCGAAGAACUGCAGCCACCCUCCUCCCAUCACCCGCUUUUUGUCCCCCCCGCUCCGCUUUUUUCCGCCCUCCCUGCUUACGCCUGUUUCCUCCUCGGCCUCCGUAGCACACAGCGGUUGCCAUGGCUACGCGGAUCCUCCGGCCCUGUGAGCCCGGUCGGCGUCGCUUUGCUGUCUCCAUGGCAGCGCCAAGGGAGGCCUUGUUUACCUUGGCUGCCUCUAUGGCGUCGCCGCUGGGCAGCCCUCCCGACUGGCGAGCGAAGCAGCAGCAUGGCGGAGGGGCCACUGCUCCGGGCACUGCGGGGUGGACCCGGGACUCGUUCGCUUUCGCUGUCCGCCCGGCGACUCCGCCACCUGCCCCGGGGCUUGGGGAAUAUGAAGGGCUUGGAGGGCCUGAGCCUGCGGGACAAUAGGCUGAGCCGGCUGCCUCAGGAUAUGAAGGCUCUGAGCCGGAAGCCAAAUUCCAUAGGGUUUGAACUUGAAAACUUGAGGGGUCAUCUAAUCCAUUCAGUGAUCUUAAAGCUGACAGUACUAAAUUUGGGAAACAAUAUUUUUGAAGAAGUUCCUGAGCAGCUGAAAUAUCUCACAUCUCUGAAGAAACUUCAUUUGUUUGGAAACAAGAUCACGAGAAUAUCACCAUUAAUAUUUGACGGACUGAAGAAUUUAGUACUUCUCAAUCUAAACAACAACCAGCUUAGCAACCUUCCUGUAGAGAUACACAGGCUUGAAAAUCUUGAAUGUGUGAGUUUAGACAAUAAUCAACUGCAAUGCAUUCCCAAAGAACUCUGCUAUCUCCGAAAGCUGCGUAAGCUCUAUUUGUCCCACAAUUCCAUCAUCACACUUCCUGAAGAGAUUGGAUACCUAACAAAACUCAAGGUCUUGAUUUUGUCAAGAAAUCAAAUAGAAGAGCUCCCUGAUGGGCUUAGCAAACUGAAGAGGCUGAGAGUUCUCGAUGUAGCAGGAAACAAUAUCCAGCUUUUCCCAACAGCAAUGGAUGAUCUUACAUUGGAGGAGCUUUAUUGUGAAGACAAUCCAUUGCUUGAGAAAUAUCCAGUACACGCCAUACAGGAAAAAGACGUCUUGACUCUUAAGGUUACUAAGUAUGGAAGUAAACAUUUUGAAAUGGAAAUAACAGCAAGGUUUAUUCUUGCUCAUCUGAAAGACAAAGAUCUUUUUCUACAAAGAGCAAUAAAGAAGAACUCAGAAGUGCAGAAAAUACUUUCUGAGCAACGAGAGUGUGUGCAGUGUGGAUAUGGCUUUCUCAGCAUGUGGCUAGAAUGUGUUCAGUUUGUGGAUAUAAAACAGGGCACGAAGACUAGCAGAAACUUGCAGCUCUUACCUGUCAGGGCACUGCUGUGCUCCUACAAAUGCUUUAACCGCCGUGACCGUGGACUCUUUGGAAUUGCUCUCCCCUAGAGAGCAUCAAUUCUCAGCAUCAGAACCAGCAUAUCCAUUGCGGCAUGAUGAAGAACUGAAACUGAACUUAGCCUUUGGUGCUACAUCAAUAUUCACUUUAAAAUACAGUUAUGUUGGAACAACAGUUGCAGAGAAUUGAUCUAGUUGUGGGAAGAAAUUAUUCCUUACAGCUGUGCAGAGCUGAUGGUGUGUUUUGGCAGUCUUGACUCUGCUUCUGAAAAUGGAUGACUCAAGCUAAUGACAUUGUUGAACAGUGAGGUAAAGUUUUAUAAUGUAAACUCUA